CGUUAAAAAAAAUAAAUGAAAUAAUAAUAAGCUUAAAAAAAAAGGAACAAAGUAAAGCAGCUUGUAUGUUUAUACUAGACAUAUUAACGGAUUAGAUGACCCCUGUGGCUUUCGAAUUAUGCAAGCUCUCUUGCACUGAGACAUCUGGUCUAUUGAGAUGUGUGCAAUAACAGUAGCGGAUCACAUCCCAAGAAACCGCCAGUGGUAUCAAUUACAUUGUUAUUAUUGGUGGCUCCUGGGGUAGAUACCCCAAUAGAGAUAAUACACUGGUAUAAGAGCAUACACAACAAUGAGCAGGUAUGGGGGCUACCAACAAAAUGAUGCCCGAUAUCACCCCACAAACUGUGCAAUGUGAUAGUCAUCAUGUGCAACUAUGCGUUUAAUUCAGAUUCAUCGCGAAAUAGAUACUGUUUAGCAACAAGAGCUAAUGGGCGCCCGGCUUUUGGUACUUCAUCCCUUCUUUUUUGAAUCUCUCCAUCCGGCACUCCAUAUAAAUCAGGGGUAAACUAACUUAAAUUUUUAGUUUAUCGCCAACAAAAUGUCUGGAUCACAUAGACCUAACCGAAAAUCUAGCGAUUUUAGUAUAGCUCGGAUACUUUCUCGAAGUUCAAAUAAGACCAAUCAAUCAACAAAUUUACAUUUAAUUAUGAAUGAAUUGGCAAAAGACCGGGUAAAAAUUCCAGAAAGUUAUAAUGAUACAAGACAUUGUCACGAAUCUAAUCAAUCAAUUAUUAAUACAAGUACAGGUGACAAUGAUAACUUAUCAAGAACGCGAUUUGGAUUUUUUAUCGGUGAAACUCAUUGUGCACCAUCAUCUUCAUCGACGACGAAUGAUAGUGAAUCAAUAAAAACUUCUAAUAAUGAUAUCAAGUGUGAAUUACCUCGUGAUAAUAAUAAAUUAUUGCCAAAUAAUAAUCUUUCUUGGCUUCAGUGUACACGUUAUCGGCCACCAAAGUUACCGAGAAAAUCAUUAGCAGGCAAAAUAUGUAAAAGAAAACCCGCAACUCAUCCAAGGAUUCCAUUCACGUCUUUUCAAUUACAAACACUUGAAGAAAAAUAUAAAAAAAGUGCUUAUCUAUCGCGCAAAGAUGUUGUACAAUUGUCAACAAUUUUACGUUUACCUCACAAUCGAAUUAAAAUUUGGUUUCAAAAUCGUCGAGCGCGAGAUAGAAGAGAAACUCAAGUGACCAAUAGCUUAAUUUAAAAUAUUUAAAUACGUUUUAUUUUCAUAUGGAAAGUUAAUUAUUAUUUUAAUUUUUAUAUGCUACCCAGGCAACAUAAUACAGUUACAGACAAUAAGUUUUUAAUUAAUAAUUAAAAUUGAUAGAUAACAAUAAUUUGAGAUGGCUCUCAAUUAAUUAGCCUAACUUUAAAAUAACUUUGUGCAUACAUCGGCUUUUUUCUAAUUGGUACAAUUAAUGAUACACUAAAA
This is a messenger RNA of Cotesia glomerata, 1432 nucleotides long. Its product is annotated as homeobox protein MSX-2. NCBI's taxonomy places the organism in Eukaryota, Metazoa, Arthropoda, Insecta, Hymenoptera, Braconidae. The transcript is spliced from 2 exons. Gene Ontology annotation, biological process: regulation of transcription by RNA polymerase II; embryonic morphogenesis. Gene Ontology annotation, cellular component: nucleus. Bases 539 to 1204 code for a protein of 221 amino acids. Gene Ontology annotation, molecular function: RNA polymerase II transcription regulatory region sequence-specific DNA binding; DNA-binding transcription factor activity, RNA polymerase II-specific. The record is from RefSeq and is a predicted model, not a curated record.